CAGGCAGUAUGAGGGCAGCUAGUUAAGUUUACGGAAAUGUUAUAACUGCAUGGAAUUUGAUGGAUGAGAGAAAUUCAGUUUAUCUAUAGACUCAUUACGAUUGAAAUACAUUGUAGGGAAGGUUUCACAUAGAAAACGGAAUCAAGAUGCCGUUAUUUGGGCAAAAUCCUUUCGAUCAGGAUGUCGAAAAAGUAACUAAUGAAAACAACACAACGGAGGACUGGAGCCUCAUUAUGGAUAUUUGUGACCGAGUUGGGACAACACCUAAUGGUGCAAAGGAUUGUCUCAAGUCAAUCAUGAAGCGAGUCAACCACAAAGUUCCUCAUGUGGCCAUGCAAGCACUAACAUUGCUUGGUGCUUGUGUUGCAAACAGUGGAAAAAUCUUUCAUCUAGAAAUCUGUUCCAGAGAGUUUGCCAGUGAAGUACGAAGCAUAUUGAGCAAAGUGCACCCUAAAGUGAGUGAGAAGCUCAAAGGUCUAAUGGUGGAGUGGGCUGAUGAGUUCCAGAAAGAUCCACAACUCAGCCUCAUUGGUGCCACCAUCAAAUCUCUGAAAGAAGAAGGAGUGAUUUUCCCUUCCUCAGCCUCAAAGACUAGCAAGUCCAGCAGCACUACUGCCACCAACCGAGCACCUGAUGAUGAUGACCUUGCCAAAGCCAUUGAGCUAUCCUUGCAGGAGCAAAAACAACAAGCCGAAACACGACCACUUCUUGUGACACCUGACCCUCCCUUCAAUACUAAUGGCGUUAAAGAAACACGGAAAGUGCGUGCUCUCUACGACUUUGAAGCAGCUGAGGACAAUGAACUCACCUUUAAGGCUGGUGAGGUUGUUCUUGUCCUGGAUGACAGUGAUCCAAAUUGGUGGAAAGGAGAGAAUCAUAGAGGAGUAGGACUGUUUCCAUCUAACUUUGUCACAACCAACCUAAAUGUGGAUCCAGAACCAGUCACUUAUGUAGAAAACACAACAGUUCCUGAGGAGCCCACAGUAGAAGCUAUAGCAGAGCCAGAACCAGUGCAUAUAGAUGAGGAAAAGAUGGACAGAACUUUGUAUUUACUCCAGAACACAGACCCGGCUGACUCUAAGCCUGACAGCUCUGAGCUGAUCACAUUGGAGGCUGAAUGUGCACAGAUGAAUCCUCUGAUAGAUGAAAAAUUACAGGAGAUUGACAGGAAGCACUCAGAAUUGUCUGAGCUGAAUGUGAAGGUGCUAGAAGCCCUGGAGCUCUAUAAUCAGUUAAUGAAUGAAGCUCCUCGGUAUUCGGCAUACUCAAAGAUGGCAACUCCUCAGGGGACUUAUCCAGCUGCUCCUCCUGCUGUAACUAUGCAGGGUUACCCAGGCCAACCCUCAGGGGCUUAUGUAUCUGGUGGCGUCCCACAAGGCUACAGUCUGGGCUCAGACCAAGCUGCCCCCCUCUGCUCGCUGCCCCCCACAGUGAACUCUACAGCCCCUGGUCAACCUUCACAGCCUCCCUACAUCAGUGGUUUGGGCGCACCAUAUAUGAACCAAGCUCCUAGCACUUACCCGCCACAGAUGGCUAUGGACAUGUCUGCUUAUCAGAAUGCUAAUCCCGGUAUGCCUCCACCCCCUUAUCCAGUGGCACCUCCUGCCCAUCCUUCAUCCCAGCAGCAGCAGACAGCUUAUUACCCACAGCCCCUCCUAUAAAGCUGUGCAUAUCACUUUCAAUGCGGUAAAACUCUGAAGUCACCUGAUGUUGAGGAUGUACUGUAGACAUCCGGCUCAGCAGCAGCUCACAACUCACCAUUGGAAAAAUGCAAUUAACUGGCUUUUGAAGGGUUUGUUUUCCCUUUUAUGAACAUAUUUCAUUUAAAUGUACACUUGUGCAUCAUUCUUCUUUUCUGUUAAUAAGAACACACACAAGCCUUCACCAGCAUGCUAUAUUCAUAACUGAACAUAUUCAUGACAUACAUUCUCACCCUGAGAUAAGAACAACAUAAUUUAUUGGAAACGUUAUAGGAUUCUUUAAAAUUGGUCUUUUGUUUUGUUUUGUUUUUUUCUUUCAUACUGUUUUUAGCAAACAUUUUUUUGACAGACUGACAAUUGAGGAGUCAUAAAAAAAACACAGAAAGUAAUGAAAAUGUUCACAAACCACCAAAAUGCUGAAAUAAAUAAAAGUGCCAUGACAUUCAGCAAUUUGGUUAAUAUCCAUGUUUACAUUAAAAGCCUGAACAUUUUAACACAGUUAACUGUUGUGUUGAAAUCAGACUGCUGUUAUAUGGAGAAGCAGUAGCAGUUAGGGACCAUCACAGUAGGCUGCUGAGAUCAGAGGCUCAUGUAAGCAGGUUUUAUAAGAUUGGCUUUGAUAUGAGCUGAAAGUGGGCACAAAUGCAAUCCCUUUAGGCUUAAUUCCUGAGUUUCUAUGUAGAAGUACCAUUUUAUUGUGCGAGUAAUAGUGCUUUCACUGUAGUUGGAUUUCUCUAAUUUAACCUCUAUAAAAUUACUCUGCAAAGGAAUAAAUCAUGGUGAUGCUUUAAAAUGAAAUUAUAAAUGAUGCCUUAUAUGGCCUUUAUGUGUGAAAUUCUUUUUUGUGUUAGAUACAUAGAUGUAAAAUAUAUUUUGGUGGACAACUGUAAUGCUUUGACCAAAUAAUCAUCAUUACUUAAGAGUUAUGGAGUACUCUGUUGUUUUCUUAAUGUUCUUUAUUGCAAUACUAAUAUCAGAAUGAAUAUAGUCUGGAAGUCUCCUUAGUUUUUCAAAAUCAAAUUAGUUCAUUUCACAUUCAAUAUGUCAAAGAGAUCUGAGCAAAACCAGUGUCCAAUUUGUAGUAUGAUGUAGACAGGAGAAUCAUGUUCACUUUAUUUUCGUAACCUGCCUCAAUUAAUGUAUUGUAUAUUCAAUGUAAAAUAUUUGGCUUUUCUGUAUUGCACCUAUCUGUAUGAUAAUCAUUUACCAACAGAUGCCUUGUUCUGUCAGAUGAUGGAAGUCAAAUAAGAGCAUGCAAUUUUUGGAAUUAAUUGCAGAUGCUGCUGUAUAUCUGUAAAAAUCUGUAUGUUUUAUGAGAUUUAAAUAUUUAGGUAAAUGUUCCUAUAUAAGCCUGUAUACUUCUGGCAAACCCAAUGUUUUAUAACACAAAAGUCACUUUGCAUCCUCAUUUUUAAGAUUACUUUUGUAACAGUAAAUUGUAAUAUCUUUCCAAAUAAAUUUGCCUUGUGUUCCAAAUGGUUUUAGAGAUUGUUGGAAUUGUUUGAAACCCCUGUCACCAAUGUUGAGAAUCAAAUAUUAAAAUGAUCAAACUCUG
This is a messenger RNA of Pangasianodon hypophthalmus (striped catfish), 3255 nucleotides long. RefSeq names its product signal transducing adaptor molecule (SH3 domain and ITAM motif) 2 (gene stam2). Gene Ontology annotation, biological process: signal transduction. Lineage: Eukaryota; Metazoa; Chordata; Actinopteri; Siluriformes; Pangasiidae. The record is from RefSeq and is a predicted model, not a curated record. Gene Ontology annotation, molecular function: phosphatidylinositol binding; ubiquitin binding. The transcript has 14 exons. Gene Ontology annotation, cellular component: endocytic vesicle. The coding region runs from base 147 to 1661 and encodes 504 amino acids.